AAUGUUUAAUUUCAUUUUUGAAAUUAAUUUACAUUUUUUUUUAUAAACAAUAAAAAGAAAUUAAUUAAAAUAGAUAAAAUACUUGAAAAACUUUAAAUUUCUAAUCCACCUGCUGAGCAAGCCACAAUCACCAAUAAGAUAUCACGACGAGACAGGACAGGAUAGAAAUCCAAGCAUCUGAUUGGUUCGUGUAAGGUGCGCACGAGUAGCCGAGUAUACGCCCAUGACGUCACGUCAGUCCGUCCAAUGCAAGCGCUUGGAACUCAGUAAUAACCCUAUGUGCGUGCUGUACGCCGAAGCGUGCUAUUCGUAUUCGGGUGUACAAACGUGAAAGAAGUGAUACGAUAUCGGUCUGUGAAAGAUGUUACCCGACAGAGACAUGCCAGUCAAAACUUUCGUUCGAUAGAUUGUUUUUUAUAUAUUGAAGAACACGUACGAGCAAAUGUAUUCGAAGAAUUGUCGUGUUAAGAAAAAGAUAGACUGUACGCAAUUCACCGUACCUGACAGUCCACGCGGCCCGGCCCCAAAACACUUUCGCCUCGCUAUAUACACGAGAAAUCGCAUCGUGUUUCAUUCACAACGCGAGCGCCACUGGCAAUGUCGGGAAGUGACAGCCCAACAUUCUUUCACGGCCAGCCCUGGUCCAGCUGGAUCGAAAGAAUCGGACGAGACAAGCCGUUGAGUAAGUGCGCUGAAUCUCAUCGAAAUGUUCGUUCGUUUGCUGUCGCUGCUUUAAAACUGCGACAACGACAAGCGUCUAGCUCGUGUACCUAACCUCAACUUCGAUGCUCCUUUGUCCGUCGACUUGACGCAGGGCAUCAUUAGGGCCCAUCACAUGCAUUUAUUUAAAACGGUUGUCAACAAUUGUCCAGUGCGCUUCAUAGUUGAUAUUUUCUCGCAAUAUCACGCGUAUUUUAACGGCCCUUUCCACUGACAAUUAUGUAAUUUGUAGCGAAACUGACUGUGAAAUACGGAGCGUCGAAACUUUAGCUUUAGAGCAUAUAGUAUAUUGGCAUGGAUCACAAAAAUUUCGCGAAACGAUCUUAAUCGAAUCGCGCUAUUCGGUAGAUCUUAUUCGAACGAUAUAUUGUACACUUGUAUUUUUAUAUUUAUGCUCUCUCUCUUAUAAGAUUUUUUGUUGAAAGAAUUAUGCAUGUAUGAAAUGUAUACAUAAUAAAAGUUGUUUACCCAGAAGUUUGUGUUUUUUAUUUCACAUUUCUGCUUAGAAACUGAUGGAAAUGAAUGAAAAAAGAUCUUUUAAGGACAAGAUUCAAUAGACAUGAAGCUAACAAUAUUUUUUGAUUUGUUGUAAUCUUUCUUAACAUGGCGAUGAAGAACCAGAUACUCAACUCUCUAGCUCAGUUACACGGCUCUCAGCAGAAGAUAUUGAUUUAUAUGGAUUUUGUCCUGAAAGAGAUACUUUUUACACGGUAGUGUGUGAAACCUGCCAUGCAAUAGUCAAACCACAAGCUCUUAUUCAACAUAUGGAAAAUCGCCAUCCUUCCGGCACGGUCAAUUUUCCACCUCCUUCUACCCCAAUUGUAAAAACUCCUUUGAAGACACCUUAUUGCAAAGUGUCGAAAUUGAAAAAGACGCAGUCAUCGCCCCAGAUCUCGAGUGGCGGGAGCAAUAAGGUCAAUCACGCGAAUGUGAAACGGAACACGGAACAACCCACCAUCUCAACGAGCUUGUCGUCUACGUCAAUAUCGGUCCCCUCGUCGCCUCGAUCACCCCUUGAGUCGUUACCAUCGUCUGUUCAGACGUCGAACUCCGGCUCAGGAUCGGUGAUCGCUUCGAGCCCAGUGAAAAGUCCGGGCACGGCGACGGGUCAACCUCGUCGGAAGAGACUCAAAACUGAUCGAUCGUUGCUCAAGGAUCGGGAAUACGAUCCGGACAGGCAUUGCGGAGUGUGGAACGAGGAAACCGGCAAACCUUGCACCAGGUCGCUCACGUGCAAAGCGCACACGGUCUCGUUGCGCCGGACGGUCGUCGGCCGGAGUAAAACUUUUGAUAAACUCCUCGCGGAGCAUCGCGCCUCAAAAGAUGUCCCGAACAGGCCGACAAAAGUAACGGUGACCGGUACGGUGACCGUAUCCUCCGCGACUUCGAGCUUGAACCCCUUAACACCUACUACUCCCACCUUGACCAUCGAAACGGAAGCACCCAGUUCGCCACCCGUUCUAUCGCUGCCAGACACGUAUCCACUGCCAAAGGCUGUUGAUUUGCUUUAUCGGUGUCUGGCCCCGCAUGGCUCCACUAAACCUACCAAGCUCGAAGAGGACUUCGCCAACGAGGAGCUGAGGAGCCUGGAGUCGACGCUAGUGAAUUCGACCGGUUCGUCGCAAUCGAGCUCGAUGAUGGCCCCGAUAUCCGUGGUGUUGCCAUCUCUGUCACCGUUGCCGGCUAAUAACGAGGAAUCGUCGUCGGUCGCCACCCUGAUACCGAGCACAGCAUCCCCAGCUAUACCUGUGCCAGCAACACUGCCAGCCACGUGUACGCAACCGUCGUUGGUCACGACGGUCCUCGAGGCUGAGACACCGAUGGACAUCGACCAGGAAGCGGCGAUGACCAUCUACUCCCCCGUUUACAAGGACAAAUCCAAGUUACUGGUCGAGUUACCACGUUCCAACAAUAUCGCCCAUUCUCCUAUACCGUCUAUGCCCAGUUUGCUGUUCGAGCCGAUGGAUCAGCUCGACCAGUUGGAGCAAUUGGAGCAGCAACACGCGACACAGAUCAACGGGAAGAGACUGAAUCACGCGACUCGCGCGAGCCCCGUCACGCAACGGCAGUCGAAGAGGAUCAAACACGAGUACCACCAUCAACAGGACUUGCCCACCGCGAUACAGGUCGAGGCCACGACCACCUCCUCCCCCUAUCCUCAUUUCGGGGACAUAUCUUGGUCGAACUGUCACCCGGAGCCAUUGGCCGUUAGCCGAUGGCUUCGUAUCUCGUCCACCCGUAAGCAGUAUAACUUUAAUAUUCACUGACAUAAGACCCCACCCACUCCAGGCUGAGGACCGUACGCCACGGGCGUUUGUCUACCUCCUAUUUUUUUCGACAUCCUUUUUUUCAUGGUCGUCCUCGUCGCCGUCGUUGAUGGUCCAAAGGUCUGAAGCCUGUCGAGAAUGGGACAAAGUCUUCAUGUUCGGUGAACGCCUCGAUGUGAUGAGCAUGCGCACGGUGGGAACGGACAUGUGUACGCGAUCAUACAAUUUCGCAAUACGUGGAUGAAACAAGAUUGGAAAAACGAUGUUUUGCAUGCUUAUUCCGUCUACCGAAUGAACGAGUAAUCUCGAGCAGGAAUAGCGAUACAACCAAUGAUCCUUUCUUUUUGUACCGCGUGUCGUCUAUAUAUUCUGCCAGCCGAUGAUCGUUUUUCUUAGAAAGAAUCCACCAUCGUCGUCAGGCAUGUUAAUCGCGUUAUUGGAUCGCUCACUUUAGAGGAUACACGCGUAAAAAAAAAAGUCGGGUUUCGCAGAAACAGAGACAGAAGCACGUUCCAGAUUUCUUUUUUUUUUUUCUUUUUUUCAAUUUCUUAUCAGUAUCUCUCGAUACUUACUUGUUUACAAAAAUAGAUCGACGCGAGAAAUAUCGAUACGAUAUAAAAAAUACGCGAACGCGAUUCAUCAAAUUCACGAUUAUCGUUACGUUGCAAAACAUUCCCGGAAUACAUAUUAUUAUCGUUUAUUCCCUCCUUGAACUGUUCGCUACAAGAGGCUACGAUGGGCAAAAUAAAAUGGCAUUUUUUUUUUUUUUUCAAUCUCGUAACGAUGCUUCUGUUCCGAUUUUAUUAUAUUUUUCACAUGGAAAAGCGAAUCGGGAUCAUCGAGUUGUGGAUCAACAAUACCGAUGCUAGACCCCUUUUUCAAGCAUUGAUAAUUAUAUAUUGGCAGUAGGUAGGAUGUUAGGACAUCGACUGAUAUAUACAUACUAUUUCUUUUUCCGCGAAAUCAAUUUUUUUUACCGAAAAAUCGUUGCAAAAAUCUCUCUCAGGUCCAUCAGGAGAUCGGAAGGGGAGGUUCGAAUUGUUGCAUUUCGUCGUAACUCGCGACUCGCUGUGAAGGAAAAAUAAAUGGAAAGCAAGGGGAGGGGGGGAAUAGAGAAAAAAAAGAAAGAAAGACAUCAAAGUGAAAACGAGAAUUUUUAUAAAAAAAAGGAAAAAAGAAAAGGAAAAACGAAUGAGUCAAAAUUCAUGCUUAUCCGUUUUUCGAGCGAAAAGAGACGAUGAUAACAAGUGGGAUGAAACGACGACAUCGAAAUUUUAGUCAACUCGUGUGUAUGCGUAUUUGUGCAAAGGAUAAAGGAUCACGUGACCAGCCAACAAAAAAAGAAAGAAAAGACUAUUAUUUUUUUUUUCUUUUUUUUUUUUUUUUUCCUUUUCGUUACACACAAAAAACGUUUAAAAAGAAACGUUUUAGUAAAGAAUAGCUAAAUAAGAGUAGCUAAAACGAGUAAAUAAAAGUGUUCGUUGGUUUCUUUCUUUUCGAAGACACACCGCUGAGUGACACGCAUUUUUUUUCUGCGAAAAACACGUGAAAAACACCAGCCAGGAAUUUUUUUGUAAAUACCAAUCAACUCAGAGAGAAUAAUCAGAUUUACGACAAAUUGUCCUCCUGUAAAUACGUUUAAUAAGAUAUGUAAAUGAUAUGUAGUUAGCUAUGAGUGGCCGAUCAUCGAAUCGUCGUGCGCGUAGAAACUUCAACUUAUUUUCCAAUUAAAUUCGGUCCGCGUACAGAGGGUCUCAUCAUGUACAUACAUAGAUCAUAGUAUACAUAUAUACAUAUAUAUAUUUUUUUUAUCACGAUCUCUUUUUACGUAUAUACAUAUACACGUACACACCUACAACCUCAUCACGUACCGUUGUUUCUUCUCCGUUUUCUUCUUUUCCUGUUCUGUUUCUUCUUCUUCUUCUUCUUCUUCUUCUUCUAAUUUUCCUUCGCUUUCGCAUUUUUCUCGUUUACGUACAACCGUGUACGUAUAAUAGAACGCGUUAAACAAUGAAACUCGUUUAAUGCCACUAUUUCUCGUAUUUUAUUUAUGGAAAAAUUAUUGAAAAUUCUAAUUGGUAUGUUCUAUUAUUGGUGAAGAGGUAUCGUUUUGUUCGAAGCAUAUGACAGCAGCGUAUUUACACCGAGAAUUUCGUUUACGUAAAAUUAGCUUCUUCUUCUUCUUCUUCUUCUUCUACUUCUUCUUCUUCUAGUGUAAGUUGGUGAAAAAUUUAGGAGGAAAUUCGAAUUGAAUUUUUUGACAGACGAGUAUAGCAAGCCGUACACAUUGUCCCGAGUAUAUAUAUAUAUAUAGUAGGUAACGUUCACACCACCAUCACACAUUAACACAUCCGAGACAAUUUAUUUUUGUAAAACUGUGUCGGUUCUAAUUUGUGACGCUGUGUCGGUUUUUCCAGCAUGGCGUGACUAGUGACAUAUAUCUAUGCAUAUAUAUAUAUAUAUAUAUAUAUAUAUAUAUAUAUAUAUACAUAUAUAUAUAUAUAUACAUACAUAUAUUUAUGAACUUCUUAUCAUAGAUUGUGAUAUUUAACUGAUUAGUCAAGAUUAUUCUAAAUCGUGCGUACGCGUUAAUGAAAGAGAGAAGUGAGAUAGGCGGCCAAAUGGUAGGGGAUGAAACAAAUGAUAGGAACGAAUGAUAUUGUUCGAUAUCUUCGAGAAAGGGGGAAAAAAAAAAAAAAAAGAGGGAAGAAGGAAUGUUAUAAAUUUGCGCUUAGUCCGAUUACAAUUGUUUGCCGCUUAGGAAAAUUAAAUUCCGCUCCGCGCAUUGUGUUUUAUUAAGCUGUUGAAAGAGGUACUGUUUCGUUUCGAGUUUCCGCUUUUCCGUGUGUAUGGCUGUAUCGUUUAAAUUGUAACGUGUUUCGUUUUAUCGAUGAACGUAGCAAGAAAGAUGGAGAGGAAAAGAAAAAAAAAAAGAAAGGAUGAAAGAGAGAGAAGAGAGGGGAUGUUAUAAUAAUAAUAAUAAUAAUAAUAAUAAUAAUAAUAAUAAUAAUAAUAAUAGUUAUCAGUAGAUAGAGAAAAAUAGAAAAAUGAGUAUGGAGAGAGAAAUUAGUCUAAGGGAUAGAGGAGAAAAGACGUGGAUGCACGUCGAAUGUCGAGCCGACGAAGGGACGUUGAUUUUUUUUCGUUACCGCGCAGUAUAAAUUAAUAAUAUUGCCAGCGAUGUUAUUAUUAUUAUUACCGCUAUUAUUCGAAGAUGAGAACAGUCAUAUCGGCCCGGUAUUGUUCCCUUCGAUAUAAAUCGAACUUGGACGAUGAUCGAUCGAUGAGCGCUCGCACGUUCGCAAGCUACACCGCGAUUUCUUCACCGAUCGACCGAUAUAAACGACUUGCAUCGCCUUACGAUUAUAGCCAUAAAAAAAAAUUUCGCCUUAAAGGAGAAUUCGUUAGCGACCAUAGUAGCGAGUAGCAGCGAGUGUUGCUUGCAAAGUAAAAAUAAUUCUCAAGCGAGAUCAUCAUCGAUUGAACAUCGGGUAUGUUUUAUUGAAAGAUAAAAUUGAAGAGACGAAUAGAAAAUUGAAAAAAAAAAAAAAAGUAUAUCGAUAGCAAUAAAUUAUCGUUCGAAUACGCGCGAAUGGAAAAAAUAUGAGAUUCGUUUGACGGACCGAUAUGGCCGGAUUUCGUUUUCGUUUAAUUACUGAUCUUCUCGGCUACCUGAAACCGUGAUAAUUUGUACAUAAAUCGCGUAAGCAAUUACAUGUACCUAUGGUAUCGAAAAAAAAAAUCUAUAUAAGUAUAUAUUAUAUAUAUACAUAUAUAAAUCUAUAUGUAUAUAAAAAUAAUUCUAUUGAGAAGAGAGCGAGCGAGCGAGCGAGCGAGCGAGAGAGAGAGAGAGAGAGCGAGAGAGACGAGAGAAUGAGUCGAGGAGAGAGAAAAAAUCGUAGUAAAAAAUUUACAGGCGUCGAAUACUGUUAACCGCUCGAGUUUCCGAGUGUACCUUAAACGCUGUAUAUUCGAGAAAAAUCUUACGUAGGCCGUAUAUUUAAUGAUACACGUGUACGUAUAGCGUGUGAAUAUCUCCUGUACAUAACAAGUGCCCUGUGCAUGCUUGUAGCGCACGAAAUGCUGCGUGCAUGCGCGAAAUAUGUGUAUGAUCUUUUUUAGACUAUUACUACUACCAACUAUAGUAUCUACUACGUACCACACGUUAGUGUUCAUCGAUCGAUGUUAUUUCGCGCGCGAGCUUCGAGUAAGUUUCGAGCGGUCCGAGGUUGUAAAUAUUACCGACAAUUGAAACGACAGACAUGCAAAAAAAAGAAAAAAAAGAAAAAGAAGAAAAAAAAACAAUAAUCAACAAUCCUUAAACGCUGUACGUCGAACAAAAAAAAAACAAAACAAUAACAACAAACAGAGGAAAGAAACAGAAAGAAAAAAAAUCGCUAUCCAUCGUAGACAAUCGAUAAGAUUUCUUAUCGUUUUUUUUUUUUUUUUGCGAAGAAAAUGAAGAAAUGAUCACGAUCGUUCGAAAGUGUGGUUCGUGAUCGUUCGAAAGGGAAGAUUUGAAAAAAAAAAAAA
Apis mellifera (honey bee) is the source of this 7520-nucleotide messenger RNA. Its product is annotated as ataxin-7-like protein 1. The record is from RefSeq and is a predicted model, not a curated record. NCBI's taxonomy places the organism in Eukaryota, Metazoa, Arthropoda, Insecta, Hymenoptera, Apidae. The transcript is spliced from 6 exons. The coding region runs from base 1485 to 2987 and encodes 500 amino acids.